Messenger RNA from Pseudocercospora fijiensis CIRAD86, 966 nucleotides. RefSeq lists its product as uncharacterized. Gene Ontology annotation, cellular component: Slx1-Slx4 complex. The annotation marks the transcript as partial. Gene Ontology annotation, biological process: double-strand break repair via homologous recombination. Gene Ontology annotation, molecular function: 5'-flap endonuclease activity; crossover junction DNA endonuclease activity. The record is from RefSeq and is a predicted model, not a curated record. Lineage: Eukaryota; Fungi; Ascomycota; Dothideomycetes; Mycosphaerellales; Mycosphaerellaceae. The transcript has 2 exons.
CCGAUCCCAGCUUUCUACGCGUGCUAUCUGCUUCGAUCAAUUGCGCGCCAUUCUUCAACGUACAUCGGCAGCACGCCGAACCCGCCAAGACGUCUCCGACAACACAAUGGCGAAUCAAAGGGCGGCGCAGUGCGAACAUCUAGAGAUUCCCUUCGACCAUGGGAGAUGACAUGUCUGGUCACUGGCUUUCCAAGCAAGAUCGCCGCCCUGCAAUUCGAAUGGGCAUGGCAAAAUCCCAACAUGACAAGACACAUAGAAGCCUCCUCACGAAUCUCCCAAUCUCGAAUCACAACAAGAAUCUCACCCAAAACAGGCAAGACCAGAAAACGCGCCAAGCGACCUCGCCAAUCCCUUUCCGGACAUCUGGCCAACCUCCAUCUUCUCCUGCGAUCAAACAGCUUUUCAAGAUGGCCUUUACGACUGACAUUCUACGCCGAAGACAUGCAUCGCGUGUGGCAGAAAGUCUCGACGCAAACAACCGAGAAACUCCGACCAGGAAUUCUAACCGGCAUAGACGACCUCCCUCGAGAUGAUGCAAAAGUCUCCAAACCCCUAGAUCCAACCAUCCCACCGGAAAACAUCGCUAUCCAACUCCUGGACGUAGGGUACGAAACUUUGAAACCCCAACUCUCCAAAACCCAAUCUCUAUUCAGCAGCGACACUGUGCAUAAAUGUUCCAUCUGCCAUGGACCAACCGCAGCAGAUGGAGCAGCGACUCUGAUCUGUCCUCGAGAGACGUGCAGCAGUAUCUCGCAUCUUCACUGCCUAUCGACGAAAUUCCUGAACGAAGAAUCUGAAUCCGGCACGGGAAACUCGCAAGCUAUGAUUCCAACAAGUGGCCACUGCCCAACCUGCAAUUCUCAAAACCUCUGGGUCGAUCUGGUCAAGGAGCUGAGUUUGAGGAUGCGAGGGGGAAAGGAGAUGAAAGCGCUGUUCAGGCUGAAACGAGCGAAGAAAAAGACGAAG